AUGUCUUACCUGUCCUUCCUGUGUGCUCGUCUUCUGGACCUGCAGGACGAAACCAGAGCAGCUCAGGUCACACAGGCUUACUGGAGGAGGAAAUGCAGUUUAAAGAAAGAUGUGCAGCUCUACAAGCUGCUUUUCCACCACCAUUGCGCUCCAUGUCAGUUGAAGGUCAUGCUGGCUGAGCACAACAUGUUCCUGCAGGAGGCAAACAACGAAGUGGAAAGACAGUUGUGUGACACCAGGGCACUGGUGGAGAGCGCAAGUGUCGGAGAGACCACUCCUCCACUGCGACACUGGACCCGAGAUGACAUCCAGGUGACCAGGAUCGAAAGGCUGUUCCCUCUCUCAAACACCCUUGAAGCUGAGCCACCAUUCAUAGGAGCUGCAUUGGUGUUUGUCUUGCUGGGGAACCUCUACAAGAGGAAUGACAGACUCUCAAUCUCAAUGCUGCAAGGUCCAAAGUGUCCUGGCAUCCGCAAGGUUCAUGUCACCCUUGAAGUUUUGCCAAGAGCUGGCCACCAGGGAUGCAUUCCCUCCCUGCACUUUCUGACGCGCACCAGAGAGUUUAUCUCCAGAGCCGGCAAGGAUGUGAAAACCUGUUUGGAGACUGAUUUUAUGUUCUUUGAAUCCAGAGUCUUUGCUAAUGUGAAGUUCAGGGACAUCAACAAAAGCAAGCGCAUCACAUGGAGGUCCACCCUGAAGAUCAAACCCUGUCCCUGGACACCAGAGUUGUUUGGUAGGGGACAUUUGCAUUGAGAUUGAGAGGAGAGAUCUCACCUACACCCGUAAUCUGGAGUGCUACAGGGAGCAUGGAAUGCCCUGGCUACCUGCUGCGA
This is a messenger RNA of Cottoperca gobio, 833 nucleotides long. RefSeq lists its product as uncharacterized. Bases 1 to 753 code for a protein of 250 amino acids. NCBI's taxonomy places the organism in Eukaryota, Metazoa, Chordata, Actinopteri, Perciformes, Bovichtidae. The transcript has 4 exons. The record is from RefSeq and is a predicted model, not a curated record.